This is a messenger RNA of Brassica napus (rape), 1073 nucleotides long. RefSeq names its product transcription initiation factor IIF subunit beta. Gene Ontology annotation, biological process: transcription initiation at RNA polymerase II promoter; transcription by RNA polymerase II. Bases 132 to 917 code for a protein of 261 amino acids. Gene Ontology annotation, cellular component: transcription factor TFIIF complex. NCBI's taxonomy places the organism in Eukaryota, Viridiplantae, Streptophyta, Magnoliopsida, Brassicales, Brassicaceae. The record is from RefSeq and is a predicted model, not a curated record. The transcript has 4 exons.
CAAAACACGAAGAGUAAAGAAAGAGACAUAACAAACAGAGUUUCGAUUGAGAACUGAAGAGAAGUAAGUACGAGAAAGAGGAACAAAAGAUUCGAUUCAGACAAGAAAGAGAAAGUCUUUUCGAGUGGACCAUGGAAGAUGAUCGAAGUAACAUUCAUGAACUCGAUUUGGAAAAAUCAGAUCGACCUGUUUGGUUGAUGAAGAGUCCUGUAGUUGUCGCCAAGGCCUGGGGAAAGCAAGCUCCUUCUUCUUCUUCUUCCUCUUCCUCUGGAUUCAAUAGCUUGGCCAAGGUUGUUGAAUCCGUUGAUCCUCUACAAGCCGAGACCGAGUUUUUCAUGGAGAUGGUUGGUGCUGAGUAUGGGAACAUGCCAAAGAGCUACGCUUUGAACAUGUUUAAAGACUUUGUUCCAAUGGGUAUCUUCUCCGAAGCCAAUCUAGGUGAUCCAGCUAGCGAAGGAAAGGUAGAGCACAAGUUCGAUAUGAAGCCACACGGCGAAGACAUUGAAGAGUAUGCUAAGCUUUGUCGAGAGAGAACAAGCAAAUCCAUGGUUAAAAGUAGACAGAUACAGGUUAUUGAUAACGACCGUGGAGUACAUAUGAGGCCCAUGCCUGGAAUGCUUGGUUUAGUUUCCUCCAAUUCAAAGGAGAAGAAGAAACCUCCUCCAGUGAAGCAAACAGAGGUGAAGAGGACGAGGAGAGAUCGUGGGGAGCUUGAAGCUAUAAUGUUUAAGCUAUUCGAAGGCCAACCAAACUGGACUUUGAAGCAGCUUGUACAGGAGACGGACCAACCAGCUCAGUUCUUGAAAGAGAUACUAAACGAGCUGUGCGUUUACAAUAAGAGAGGAUCGAACCAAGGGACGUAUGAGCUUAAACCAGAGUACAAGAAAGCUGGUGAAGAUGAUACAGGUGGGGAGUAAACUAUAGACUACAUGUGCCAUAGUCACAAUGUCUUAUAACCACGGAGUUAUUUUGAUUAAAGGAACUUUAGCCCGAGAAGAGGGGUUGUUACAUUUUAAUUUGUAUUAUUGAAGGCAAAAAAGUACAAAUUAUGAAAGUGAUUGUUUUCUUUUAAA